UGGAGGACUGCGUUAGGUGCGUUUGGCACGUCAGUGAGUUCGGACGAGUGGCGCUCAGUUCUCUGGAUGCCGCUUGGUUCAUAGCACCAAUCCCUCGGUUCUUCUUCUAUUUAUUUCUCUGUUUCCGUUAUCAGGAUUAACUAAACGUCGGCGUGAACACGCAGGAUUUGUUUUCUAAAAAGGUUACGAUGGCGUGGACGACAACCUUAUUAACGCUGUCCAUUACAGCGGCAGUGUCAAGAUCUCAACCCGUUCAGAUCACCGGAACGACGUCGGCACUCAUGUACUUAACGAAAUUCGGCUACAUGGAUCCAGCAUCGACGAAUCCCAAUUCAGGCGCUCUGCUCUCCGCGGAAUCUGUGCACAAAUCCAUCAUGGAAUUCCAGGCGUUCGCUGGCUUGAACCAGACGGGCCAACUGGAUGAUGUGACAAUCGAGAUGAUGAAUACGCCCCGUUGUGGUGUCAAGGACAAAGUCGGUUACGGUUCCGAAGCCCGAAAGAAGCGCUAUGCCCUGCAGGGAUCCAGAUGGCGUGUGCGUGACCUCACAUACAGAAUCACCAAGUAUCCUAAGGCUCUUCUCAAGGCAGAUGUGGACAGAGAAAUUGGUGCAGCUUUCAAGGUGUGGGAAGACGCCACCAACCUCAAGUUCGAAGCCGUGAACGGCGGCAAAGUCCACAUCGAAAUCCGCUUCGAAAGAGCCGAGCACGGUGACGGAGACCCAUUCGAUGGACCAGGGGGCACCCUCGCCCAUGCCUACUUCCCAAUCUACGGCGGUGACGCUCAUUUCGACGAUACUGAAACCUGGACCAUUGAUAGCUACAAGGGUACCAAUCUUUUCCAAGUAGCAGCCCACGAAUUCGGUCACUCUCUUGGACUGUCUCACUCUGACGUCCAGUCUGCUCUCAUGGCUCCGUUCUAUCGAGGCUACCAGAGGAACUUCAAGCUUGAUAAAGAUGAUGAAUUGGCUAUUCAGGCUUUGUAUGGAGAAAAAUCAACAAGACCCACUCCACCUACAGCAGCACCCACUGCUUCAAUUCCAGGAGAUGGCACUCUUUGCAGUGACGGAAGAAUCGAUGCUAUUGUUACCAUGUCAGACAAAAAGACUUAUGUGUUCAAGGGUUCUCAAUACUGGAAGCUCACAGACAACGGUGUUGCCACAGGUUAUCCCCGAUCCAUCUCAAGGGACUGGGGUGGUCUUCCCUCUAACCUUAAUGCAGCAUUCACAUGGACCAAUGGAAAAACUUACUUCUUCAAGGGUGGCAACUACUGGCGCUUCACUGACUUGGUCAUGGACUCUGGUUACCCCAAAUCUAUCAACAAAGGCUUUGCUGGAAUUCCUGACGACAUCGACGCUGCCUUUGUAUGGUCUGGCAAUGGCAAAAUUUACUUCUUCAAGGGCGGAGAUUACUGGAGAUUUGACCCCAGUCAGCGCCCACCUGUGAAAACAAGCUAUCCUAAACCUAUCUCCAACUGGGAAGGCCUUCCUAACAAUCUGGACGAUGCUCUUCAGUAUGAAAAUGGCUACACCUAUUUCUUCAAGGAUGGUCAGUAUUACCGCUUCAAUGACAGAGCCUUCCGCGUGGACAGCGCUGACCCUGCCUUCCCUCGACCUGUAGGAACUUGGUGGUUCGGAUGCCCAGCCUCGGGGUCCCAGGUGGCUACAGGAGUACAGCAUGACAGAGGGGAUGUCCCAUUGCCUAAUUCUGAUGCCCAAGAAGACACUCUUGAUGCUGACGGCUCAGAGGAUGAAAUUGACUACGAUGAUUUGGGAUUCCGAGUUGGAGCAGCCAAGAGUAAUGGUUAUCAGGAGGCUUUGGAUUCGUUUAGCCCGGCUUUCCUUCCCCAGCCUAUUACUCUUGUCCUGAGCGUCCUUGCAGCGCUUCUCCUCAGAACAUAAAGAGAAAGGAGUUAAGAUACGAAAAGGAUCAAGAUGCCAGUUGUAGUUCAAGUCUGAAUUCUUACCAUUUCAUGUUUUUCCACGGCCAACUAGACAAGAAGAAAAAGAAGAAGAAUAGAAGAAAAUUAUAUUCGAAGAAAUUCAUGUACAAAUUAUUUGUUUUACACUUUUUUUCCUAUUCUACCAAACCUUUAACUCACUUUCCUAACUCCUCAUCUCAUUUUCAUUGUUAUUCUCUUCUCAUAUUCUUUUUUUGAAUUGUAAUGUGUUAUCUGUGAUUUUUCUUGUAAUGACAUAUUUUAGAAAGUAGUGUUGAUAAUACAUGUCAGCACUACUGCUGUUUAAGAUAUUUAUUAAAUAAAGAAAUAAGGUAAAAUGUUAUAAGAUUUGUUAACAAUGUCUGUUGAUUAGGUGCAGUGACAAAUUAAUGUAAGAAUUUGCAAUAAUUGCACGACUGUGUUAAAACUUCCUUAGCCAACUCAGCAAUACAAGACGUGCCUUAUGAAGGCAUAUGUUUCUUCGGUCACAUGUGUUGAUGGAAAACUACUGAGCAUGUUUGGAUGAUCUCAUUUGCGUCACAAGGAUGGGUGGUAUGGUGUUAAUGGUCACAUACUUUCAGUUCAAGCAGAAUUGACUGACAAACGUCAGCAGACCAUGGGUCAUGAGGAAUCAACUCGACAGACGAAAGCCUUACAAAUAAUAUUUAAAGUAUUACCUGUUAAUAUCUCAUAGAUUGUUGUUUCAUGAAGCAAUCAACAAACUGUUGAUAGGAUCACUUUAGACAGCCUUUCGUCAACAGCUGAUUGUCUGUGACUGUCAUGAAGACAAAGUUAGGAUAGAAUCUCUUAUUGUGAUGAAAAAUGCCAAUAAGUAAUGAAAGACGUAGAGAAGAUUGUAAGUUAGCAUACAUAAUAGUGUAGAACAUUUUUACAACUUUGAGAUUUCAAUGCUCUUUAUCUAAACUGUUUACCUACACAAACUUUUCCCAAGUAUUCCAAGUACUGUACUUUUGCCUGUCCCAUUUCUGCAAAGAGCCAAUGGUUCCCAGUCGCCAGUAGGGAGCAGUGGCAUCAACUUUUCCUGAAUGUUCAAGUUUCUGCAUUUCGACAGUUCGCAAAAAUCGUGCAUAAUUCUUCCUCUCAAUCUUGAAUCCAUGUUUGAGGAACUUAGGCCUUUUCUAAUCCCCUUUUCAUGCUGAAUAUAAUACAAGUAGUUUUGACUAGACAAUUCUAAGUGAAUUACUGAUGGGGGAAAUUACGACUGCCUCGUCACUACAACAAUGUAAACAGUGUAGCCUUUAGGCCAAUUUAUUUCACCAAAGAAAUAGACUAAGACUUUUUCAGUUCAGUAUACAAGACUUUCGGUUUGCAGGAAACGACUUGUUUUUUUUAAUUAUUAUUAUAAAGCUUACCUCUAUUCAGUACAGGAAAAAAUAUCAGGUGUGUUUUGCAACGACAAUGUGAUAGAAUCAAUGAGAAAUAAAUGAUGAUUGUAGAAACAAUUCAGAAAGUCUCCCUAAUAUCCUGUGUGAGCAGAAUUAUUACAAAACCCGCUGCCUCGAGUGAACCCAUUAGACCUAAUCACUACUCAUACGAAAUUCAGGAAACUUAAGGGCAAUUCCUCCGGUUUUCGUCUCUAUAUAAGUAAGUUAUUGUAGGAAUUCUUCGAGUUCAUGCGUCAGGGAGAGUUGGCAAAUGUUCUGCGAGUGAUUUGUGUGAAUGUGAUUUCAAAAUGGUGCUGAAGUAUUUAUAAAUUCUUAAGUACUGUCACAAGUACCGCAGGAUGGAUUGAUAUUCCGAAUGGCAUUAGUAGCAGACUCUGCUACAAAGCUAGGAAAUGUUUCUCUAGAUUUACAAGCAAAACUUUCAUGAGACUGAGUACAUUCCUUCAUAUGUCCGAUUUACCUGAAUUCUCACUCACGAGCGUCAGUAACACUAACGUUGAAAUGGUUUAUUACAUGAAAGUAAUGAUAAUAUCAGUAUUGUUAAAUAAAGUCAAUUAAUAACUGUGGGGUUUGCUGAAGAUUUGUUAACAUCUCUUGGUUUUAGGAGAUAGGCAUUAUUUUGGAGGGAGAGAAACAGCGGAAAGGCUUAUCUUUCAUAAAUCCUGACUGACUCAAUUCGUUGGGUUUUUAAGUCUGAAAUAUUAAGGUUUCUACUCAGUUCAUUUGUUGUUGUAAAUAUUUUGUACAAAUAUUGCAUUGAUAGGGUUUGUGUACUUUUUUUGUAAUUAUAAUUAUUAUGAUUAAUAUUUUCAUUUCAUUCUUAUUGCCUGAGAGGAACAUUUUAUCUCUUAUAAUACUCUAUAAUAUUUUCUUCGCUAUAUCACCCUAUUAAUGAAUAAAUCUUUUUGUAUUA
Molecule: messenger RNA, 4255 nt
Organism: Macrobrachium nipponense
Lineage: Eukaryota; Metazoa; Arthropoda; Malacostraca; Decapoda; Palaemonidae
Gene: Mmp1
Product: matrix metalloproteinase-14-like
Exons: 13
Coding region: 189-1898 (569 amino acids)
Biological process (GO): collagen catabolic process; proteolysis; extracellular matrix organization
Cellular component (GO): extracellular matrix
Molecular function (GO): metalloendopeptidase activity; zinc ion binding
Source: RefSeq, a predicted model, not a curated record